Molecule: messenger RNA, 1338 nt
Organism: Canariomyces notabilis
Lineage: Eukaryota; Fungi; Ascomycota; Sordariomycetes; Sordariales; Chaetomiaceae
Exons: 2
Coding region: 1-1338 (445 amino acids)
Cellular component (GO): extracellular region
Source: RefSeq, a predicted model, not a curated record
AUGAAGACCGCCACAGUCCUCCUCACGGCCGUCUCGGCCUUGGUGCCUGCCUCUGCUGCCUCGGAACUCAUGUCAACCCUGAAAAGGCUGAAGCUGGAUGCGUGGGCGGCGCAGUCUGAGGCUGGCAUAUUCGACAUUGAUCGAUAUGCCGCCCAGGCCGCGACCCCGUGCGUCAACGGCAAGGCGGGCGAGUACGCGUGCAACAAUGUAGAUCUGGUUAGUUUUUUGAGACAUCAGGACAUGGGAUCGAGCACUCGGCGCGGCAAUGACAUCUGGGGCUGGACUUCCUCCACGGGACGUGAGUUCGCCGCCGUCGGGCAGACGGACGGCACGGCCUUUGUCGAGGUCAAGAGCGACGGCUCGCUCGUCUACCUCGGACGACUACCCACCCAAACCACCAGCUCAUCGUGGCGCGACAUGAAGGUGAUCGGCGACUACGUCUACAUCGGCUCCGAAGCAUCCCGCCAUGGCCUACAAAUCUUCGACAUGAAAAAACUCCUCAACCUCUCCCCCUCCUCCCCCAAAACCUUCAGCACCACCAGCGACCUGACAGCGCACUACUCCGGCUUCGGCAACUCGCACAACAUCGUCGCCCACCCGGAAACCAACAUGAUCUACGCGGUCGGUUCCGGCGCAUCAGGCUGCCGCGGCGGGCUGUUCAUGCUCAACGUGAGCAACCCUGCCCGCCCUACCUCGCCGGGAUGUCUAUCUGCAGGUGGCUACGUGCACGACGCGCAGUGCGUCAUCUACCGCGGCCCCGACACGCGGUAUACCGGCCGCGAGAUCUGCUUUAACUUCAACGAGGACACGCUCGACAUUGUUGACGUCACGUCCAAAUCCCGCCCUACCACGCUGUCGAGCACGGCAUACAACGGGGCAAGCUAUACCCACCAGGGGUGGUUGGCUGAUGAGGAGAUGCGGUUUUUGUUGUUGGAUGACGAGCUUGAUGAGCAGACCCGCACCGGGCCGGCGGCGAAUCAGCGGACUACGACGUACAUUGUGGAUGUGUCCAACUUGACCAAGCCGGUGUUUACGGGGACGUAUCAGUCUCCGGCCAAGGCGAUCGAUCAUAACCAGUAUGUCAAGGACGGGCUGUCGUACCAGGCGAACUAUGGCUCGGGCUUGAGGAUUAUUGAUGUGAGAUCGCUGAGCACGGAUCCCACGGGGAAGGGGAUCAAGGAGGUCGGGUUCUUUGACUGCUACCCGGAGGAUGAUAGCGUUGGGGGUAUUGCUGAGUUUACGGGGACUUGGAGUGUGUAUCCGUACUUCAAGUCGGGGUAUGUGCUGCUGAAUAGCAUUGAGAGGGGGGUGUUUUCGCUCAGGUAUACUGGGAGUUAG